Podarcis lilfordi (Lilford's wall lizard) is the source of this 29487-nucleotide messenger RNA. NCBI's taxonomy places the organism in Eukaryota, Metazoa, Chordata, Lepidosauria, Squamata, Lacertidae. The record is from the annotation of a GenBank genome assembly.
CGUCGUCUCCCGUUUACCUGCGCGAUGGCGGCUCCUAGCCUGGGCGGCGCUCCGCGGCUUGUCUUCCGCCAUCGCCGCCUCUGAGCUCUCAACCGCCGAGGUGCUGUCGGGUGGGGCGGCGCUUCUGCUGCUGCCGGCGGCCGCCUUCGCCACAAGGCCCAGUUGAGGUUGCGGCGGGGCUGCUCCUUCGGGUAAGCGGAGUCGUCUUUAGUUCAUGGUGGGCUGACAAUUAAAAAAGAAAAAAGGGAUAGAGAGAAGGGAUAGAGCAGCAAACCCGUUUCUCUCCGUUUAUAGCACAGAUUCCCAAAGUUGGGUCUUCCAGUUGUUGUUUUUGGACUACACUUCCCAUCAUUCCUGGCUACUGGCCCUGCUAGCUAGGGACGAUGGGAGUUGUAGUCCAGAAACCCAAGUUUGGGAAACCCUGGUUUGUAAGCAACUGAACUCCCAGCUUUUUUCACUUUAACCGUUCUGGUAUCUUUUUUUUUUUUUAACUGCUUCAAAUGAAACAUAAAAGGACCCCUCUCGCAUUUCUCUCUUCUUUUUUUUAAUUGCAUAAAAAUAUAAAGGUGUGGAUAUGCCACAGCAGCACUCAGCAGAACUGUAAUAAUAUGCUCCAUAGGCUGCAGGAAGCCUGAGGCGUGCCGCAUUUAAUUCGGAUUAAAAGGACUUGAAAAGCUUCCCUUAUAAGUAGGAGAGCAAUGGAUGUUGAGGCUGCCUUCCCACCUCCAUUUGCCAGGACAAAUGGGAGUCUAUUUGAGUCUAUCUGGAGAGCACCAGGUUUGUGAGAGGCUGCUUUGGGAUGAAUGCAUUAUGGUGUAAGCUUUCAUGGACUUCAGUCCACUUCAUCAGACGCAUCUUCAAGGUGUCAUGGUGGAGGGGAUUAAAAGGCACAAAAAGUACAGAUUACCGCAUUUGGGUUAGCGCUAGGACCUAUGCAGGAUCAGUAUGGUAACCCUUUACAGCAGCAGUGCUGAUAUAACAGCCUAGGUGACGGAUCUUGGUUAAUGAACAUCUGCAGUGGGGAAGGAAGCCAUUGUCUCUAUUCAGGCCCAAAUAAAUAAAGCUGAACUUGCUGAUGCAUUGAUUAGUUUACUUUAGGACCUGCCACCGCUUGGGCUCCCUGGCAGUGGUGCUGUUGCAGAUUCCAAGGUCACUCAAUUGCUCACCGGUGGGCUAAAAAAUGGUAAUGGAAGCCUGCCACCAUGUAAAUCCUCAAUCUAAUUGGUUCUCUGGCCAUUAACAAUGUUGCUGCCUGGUAAAUAAAUGUGUGACAAGGAGCAUGACAGCCGCAUUGCCAAGCUUGUGAUGGGUGGGAGAGCCACCCUAGUCUGCCCUGCUGGGGCACAUGAGCCCUAAGAAGUACCCCAAAAUGCCUAGUUUGUCUGGAGGCCUGGAGAACUGGACAUAGAUAGCCAGUGUGGUUCUCCUGCAGAUGCUGCUGACUAAAACUCCCAUCAUCCCAUGGCAUUGGCCAGUGUUGACUGCAACUGACGGGAAUCCCAAUAACUGGAGGACAUUACAUUGACUCCUCCUGGUGUAGUCAAUACAGAGGUACAAGAGUCUGAUUCUCUACAAGGCAGCACCCUACCUUUGCUGACUUACUUCAGUAGUUUUCUAGCUGGUCUGUCCAUAACUUUCUGUUGGAGAAUGUCAGCAGGAGGGAAAAGGAAAAGAAAGACAUUCAACCAGUUCUGAUUUAGUUUAAAGUGAGUCUCAUUCAAGUCUGUCUUUUUAAUUUGUGAUAGAGUCCUUGAAGAUCAGGAAAUAAUGGCUGAAGAUGAACUUCGAGACAUCAUACAAAGAUGUGUAAGUGAUUGUUUUGCUUGUGAAACUAUACCAAAUGGCAAAACCUACUGAUCUAAUUGUUUUUACAUGCCCUUGUGAGGAAACUUCUGGGGGCUGCAAGCCAGUGGGAGAUGGGUUUAUGCAUUAGGUAAUAUCCAACCACACAAAACUCAGAGGUUUCUGUGGACAUACCCUCACCUUCCCAUCUGUCUAGGCAAACAAGAGGCAUUGUCAUAAUUCAAGGGUGCAUCCCAGCCAGGCAAAAGCAUUCAAGGAGGAUGUGAUCUGUUGCUAGUGAGAAUGUGGCUUGGGGAGAAUCCUGAGGGGUGGGUCAAGAGGCCAGGAUGACCCCCAUGUUGUCUCUGGGCUUGGGUUUCCUCAUCCUUACUCUACAGGUAACACAGUACAACAUUAAUUGAUCGUCCACUCUGUUCUUCUGUUUGGGGACUGUUGCUACUACCCUUCAUUUGCCUAGCAAAAGCAAAAACACUUUGUGUCGAAGCCUUAUUAAUAGGCAGUAGUUUGGAGACAAUAAUUCGAAAAGACCGUGCUUUUGGGGGAAAUACAAAGGACCAUAUUCAAUUCAUUCAUUCCACUAGGGAGAGCUUGCACAAGGAUGCCUGCUACUGCAGGAUUUUCCCCUCCUCUCCUGCUACUGUGUCCUCCCCAAAUAUUCUGGGUUGGGAGAACCCCAAAGGAGAAAAGGGGAGGUUGUUCUUUCAGCACGAGCAUUUUGGGCUGCUUGAGGGAACAAUCUCCUUAGCGCUGCAUUGAAUACAACCCUAAGUCUCUGAACUUGCUGACAGAUUUCUUCUGUAUGUGACUAAAGAAUCUUGUUCGGCUUAAUACGGAAUCAGUAUAGCAUCGUGAAGCUAAAGUGUUGUGCAUUUUAAUUGCAUAUUGUGAAUUACAAUGGGAAACAUGUGUUCUAGCAAAUUCUGGAAGAAGAGGAUUUCAAAGGGGAAGACUUCAACCUUUUUCAAGUUGCGGGACAGAAGUGCUUUGAAGAAGGAUAUGUCGCCGAUGUACUGGAAGUUGUUCAAAAUGAGAAAAACAAGGUGAGUUUAAAAUACAUGUUUGUGUCAUAACUACUAAAACCAGCUGGAGGUAACUGUACAGAUUUUGGCCACGCACACAUUGCUGGGGCAAUAACAUUCAGUUGCAUUUCUUAGGAACAUCCAGGCUCACUCCCUUUGGCCAGCAAGGCAAGGGAGCCUUAUUAAAACGGUUGGAAUUAAAGGAAUUAACCCCUAUGACUGACUGGGCUUCCACCCUGUGGCCUGACAGUUUAUAAACUUAGGAUGUCAUGGGAGUUUUCCACACAUGCCUGUGUUCUGAAAUGUCACUGAGCCAGACCCCCCCAAAUUCUUCCAAAAAUAUUUAUUGGUUUUCCACAUUUACGACAAAAAAGACAUUACAAAACACACAACAAAGAAAAAUACUUUACAAUACAAUAAGCUAAACACAAAAAAGAAUUAUUUCUUCAUAUAUCUAAUUCACAUAACAUUAAUAACUGACUUCCUCACAUCCCCUCUAACUGAAUUUCAUUAUAUCACCUGUAUGACAGUUCUCCAAAUUCAUAUUUCUAAUAAUAUUGACUCCUAACAUUUACUAAGCUCUUCUCCUUUAUUAAUAUUCUAAUCCUUGAUAUUUACUAGCACAGGGCCUACCUUUUUCCUUUCCUCCAGUUAGGUGAUAGAUUGUUCACUCUGUGGCAUCCACCCCUCCUGCGUUGCUUUGUUUUGGGGCUAGUCUCUCUUUUGGGAGGAAGAUUUCUGUUUUUGAAUUGCACCAAAACAAAAACUAUAAAAGGAGAUUACAGCAAGGAGGCAUUCUUCUGGCCUUUCCUGGAUCUUGGCUUGGGUCUCAUAGGUAUAAGGAAACAGCAGACACUGAACUUCAUUUGUUAGGGGGGACACCAGAUUCCUCUGAACCCUCAUAAAGAAGUCGCAGUUGGUUUGGCUGCAGCACAGUUAGCAAGUUCUCUCUACACUUUCCUCUUAAUUGCAGGGCAAGUAAUAUUUGCAGUAUAACAAGCUUAAUCUUGUAUUUUCCCAGUCUUGCUCUAAUAUAGAUCUCCCAAGGCAGGAGAGCUACUCCUUUGCAUAUAGUCUUUUCAUAGAAUCAUAGAAUUGUAGAGUUGGAAGGGACUCUGAGCAUCAUCUAGUCCACUUCCCUGCAAUGCAGGAAUAUGCAGCUGUCCCAUACAGGGAUCAAACCUGCAACCUGGGCAUUGCCAGCACCACAGUGUAACUCCUUUCUGGUACUUUCAUCUCUUCCAUAGCAAGUCAGUGUUUUUAAAGACUCCAUCUCAACAGUUCCUCAUUAGACAAUUCCCCAUCUUUAGUCUCUUCCUACUAUCUCCGUAACUAAGUAAAUGGUGCAGGCAACCUGUGGGUGGACUUGUGUCUCUAUGCAGAAAUACCUUUUUUGUAUUUUUCAAUAGUGAUGUUUCAAGCUGCUAUUGUUGCUCCCAAUACUGGCAUGUUCUCAGCAAACCAUUAUUUAGCUAUACAUAAAUAUUACAAUUGCAGCUGCAGGGUGUUUAUUACUGGCUUUCUUAAGCAAAGCACACAAUGCACAUUUUGUUGUUGUCAUAUAAAUUGCCUUUUGGAACUUUCCCCCCCUAUAGGUUAUUGUCAAAAGCAUGGGCUGGAAUCUUGUUGGUCCUUUAAUCAGGUGCCUGGUGAAGUAUAAGCAAGAUGAAGUUGAGAGAGAACACUGCCUGAAAAUAUUAGAUAAGUUGAUGGAGGUAAAUCACAGCGUCUAUCCUUAUAGCCGGGACUCUUCUAAAGAGUAUAUUUUAGCUUUCCUCUUCACUGAUUGAUGGGGUUAGGAGACAUUCUUAGGAUCUAAGCUCCUUGAGGGAGUAAUGUUUGUGUGUGGAAGUGUGUGAGGAUAGGGAGAAUGGUGGUCCUUCUGUGGAGAGAGAAAGAGUUUACAGUCGUACCUCGGCUCCCGAACGCCUUGGGAGUCGAACGUUUCGGCUCCCGAACAAUUGAAAACCAGAAGUGAAUAUUCCGGUUUUCAAACGUUCUUUUGGAAACUGAACAUCUGACAGGGCUUCCACGGCUUCCGAUUAGCUGCAGGAGCUUCCUACAGCCAAUCAGAAGCCACACUUUGGAAGCUGAAUGUUUCGGAAGUCGAACUGACUUCUGGAACGGAUUCUGUUUGACUUCCGAGGUACGACUGUACUUAAAUGAGCAACAAGGGACCAGGUGGAUUAGGUUAGUUAAAUCUGCAUAAGUGAGGCUGGAAUUCUAGAUUGUAUUGCUUGAGACUGUGACCCAGUUUGCAUGUAAUGCUAAGCAUGCAACUGCACAGGUUCACAAGGGAGGAGAUUGCAGCCACUCUGUUCCUCCAUGGUUUGGCUUAGUGUUGGGGUUGCCAAUAUGUGGUGCCCACAGACGCUAGUGCAACCAGCUGUGCUUUCUAUGGUGCCAACAAAAGGUCUCUGUAAAUAUCCCCUCAAAAUGCACAAGAGACUGUUUGCUGCCCUUCUCGUUUCCUGUUUGCACUGACUCGGCCUCACACUGAACAUGCCGCCUUAAACAUUUCAUUGAGUGCAUGGAUUGGACGCCCACAGUUUUGUGAUCCUGUCUCUUUCUCUGCUGCUUUGGAUGUGGCAGCUGUUUUGUGUUAUGCCGUACUCCCACCGCAACCAUUUUGUGACUGGUGCCCACAGCAUUUUCUCAAAAUCACAGAUGUAGCCACUGACUCAGAAAAACCUUGGCAGCCCCUUGCUUAGUGUGCCUUUCAAACUGGAGUUGUAGAGGAGGUUGCCUUGGGUAAGAUUUUCUAGCACGUGCAUGGAUAAUUUUAGAUCUUUUAUGCAAGCAUAUGCGGAGUUAAUGACUGAACAACCGAAAACUGUUUAAUUUUGCAUUUUAUGGGUUUUUAAGAAUAGGGUAGAUGCCAUUUAUUAUUGUAUAAGAUGCACUGGUUUGCCGUAUGCUUGUCAUUGUAAAAAUGGUGGCUUGUUAUCAAACGAUGUCAAAAAUAAACAUUACGAGCAACAAAUACCUGGCUUUUUCCUUUCUUGCAGCUGUGCAGUCCCAAAGAGCUUGUGCUGGGUUUCUUGGAGCAGAUUGAACAAGCCUCCGGGGAAUAUAGGUCUCAAACUAUUUUGAUUUUACUGAAGCCUCUGCAGGAAGGUAAUGAGCAUUUAUUUUCUGGAUACUGGACACAAGAGAGGGUGGUGGAGCACCUUGCCAGUUAAGAGAUGUCGUUCACUUGUGACUUUUUAAGGGACAGCAUCCUAAGUGAUGGUGGUAUUAUUGUUUACUAGUACUUAUAUAUUAUCUCUACAUGAUAUAUAUGCCUUUUAAUUCUAUCUAUCUAUCUAUCUAUCUAUCUAUCUAUCAUCUAUCUGUCUAUCUAAUAUUUUUAUUAAAUUUUCAACAAAAACAACAGAACCAACAACAAACAACAACAAACACAACAGCAACCAGUAUCAAAUCCAUAAAAUGGAAUUCUCUGAAUCCCGUGACUCCCCCCCCACCCCGGUUCCUUUAAUUUUCUUUUCAACUGCAUAUCAUUUCUAUUCCAAAUUAUUUUUUCUACCUCAAAUUUCCUAUACUAUUUUUAAAAAUUACAAGUGUUCUUAAAAUCCUUCCAAUGUAUUAACCUGUUUAACAAUACUUUUGCAAAUACGUGAUAAAUAUUUCCCAUUCUUUUUAAAAUUUCUUGUCAUCUUGAUUUCUGAGCUUUCCAGUUAAUUUCGCCAUUUCAACGUCCUCCAUUAACUUGGUUUGCCAGUCUUCUUUGGUCGGGACUGCUUCCUAUUUCCAUCUUUGGUAUCCCUUUUAAUUCUGCCCUCUAAGCAACAUACAUGUUUGCAGUGAGUCUGUGACAAGCUGUGCAGGCGGCGAAUGAAGACCAGAAGAACGUGUGUUGGGUUAAAAUUAGGCCACAAUAGGUUUGAUGUAGGCCUUGGGUGUUUAUUCAGUGGUCAACCAGCCUGCCUGCCGGUUGAUUGGCACCCAGAGUUGACCAGCAUGAUGGUUCCUGCAUAGUGCAACUCACUUUUGGCAGACCCUGUUUGGAGAUUGACACUGUGGCUUAUUAGCUCCUGAGUUGGGCUUCUAGACAGGAAGUGCUGCUCUCCCAUCCCCACUAAGGAUCCAGCCCCAUGCCCCUUCCACCAAACACUUGUGGCAAUUGCUAUGAAACAGGCAACACCUAGCCAAUCCCGGGCCCUGAGUGCAGUAACUGGCAGGUGUCCAUAGCAAUUUGUUGUUGUUGUUUAGUCAUUUAGUUGUGUCCGACUCUUCGUGACCCCAUGGACCAGAGCACGCCAGACACUCCUGUCUUCCACUGCCUCCCGCAGUUUGGCCAAACUCAUGCUGGUAGCUUCGAGAACACUGUCCAACCAUCUUGUCCUCUGUCGUCCCCUUCUCCUUGUGCCCUCCAUCUUUCCCAACAUCAGGGUCUUUUCCAGGGAGUCUUCUCUUCUCAUGAGGUGGCCAAAGUAUUGGAGCCUCAGCUUCACAAUCUGUCCUAGUGAGCGCUCAGGGCUGAUUUCCUUAAGAAUGGAUAGGUUUGAUCUUCUUGCAGUCCAUGGGACUCUCAAGAGUCUCCUCCAGCACCAUAAUUCAAAAGCAUCAAUUCUUCGGCGAUCAGCCUUCUUUAUGGUCCAACUCUCACUUCCAUACAUCACUACUGGGAAAACCAUAGCUUUAACUAUACGGACCUUUGUUGGCAAGAUGAUAUCUCUGCUUUUUAGGAUGCUGUCUAGCUUUGUCAUUGCUUUUCUCCCAAGAAGCAGGCGUCUUUUAAUUUCGUGACUGCUGUCCGUAGCAAUUAGCAAGGUCUAAAGCAGGCUUCCUCAACUUCAGCCCUCCAGAUGUUUUGAGACUACAAUUCCCACCAUCCCUGACCACUGGUCCUGCUAGCUAGGGAUCAUGGGAGUUGUAGGCCAAAAACAUCUGGAGGGCCGAGGUUGAGAAAGCCUGGUCUGAAGAGUGAGCUGAACUACUCCAUGAGGACAGCCACAGCCAAGAUGAGAGGGAAAGUUAAAGCAAAACUGUGCCAUUGAGUCUCUCUCUCCUUUAGAUCCCUAGAGCGGACCUGUGUUGGUGAAGUCUUCACCCAGGUUUGCUCCUGAGCUCUGCCCAUCCUACAGGAGCCUAGCUUUUGCUGAUUGGCUACUUGGUCUCUUAGACAUACCCAUCUUUCCCAUCAUGCACCAGAAAUGCCAGCUGCUUUCACUGCCACCACCAUGCUGAGGUGCAAAUCCACUCCCAGCGAUGCACUGGAAUGGAGAUUCUCUUUCUCUCCUUUUUUUUUUUAUCCUUGCAACAACCCUGAGCAACAAUUUAUCUCCUCCUUCAUCCCAAUCACCACUCUGUGGGUGGAAAUACUGUCUUGGAUCAGACGAUGCAGCCGCACAAGUAGGAACAUCUCUGCUUCCACUGAGGAGAGUCCAUGAUCUUUACUAUUUCACUAAUCCAGAAGCAUUGGGUGUCGUUCCAGAGGGUCCCCGCAGCUGCUUUUGGGUGAUGGUGGACCCAACGAGGGGUUGCAGCAGGAAGCACAGAAUGGGGAAGCUCUUCUAUUCUGCCCAUUCCUGGUUGCUGGGCUCCUCCACUAUUAACCCUUUCCUUCUUAUUGAAAGAAAGCUGAGGCUGAGAUAAGAACCUGCCCAAGAUUACCUUGAGAAUCCAGAGCAAAAUUAGUUUAGCAUGGGGUUUGUAUUUGUGUCUGCUGUUCCAAAAGAGAAGUUAAAAAAUCCAGUGUGUAUAUCAAAGCCCAUAAUAACUUGGUUACCAACCUAUGGGCUUCCUAUCUAACAUUGUUAAUUUUCAGUGGGAGAGGAUAUGAUUGAAAAACCAGCUACAUACAGUCGUACCUCGGAAGCCAAACGCCUUGGCACUCAAACGUUUUGGUUCCUGAACGCCGCAAACCCGGAAGCGAGCCAGUUUGCGAACGUUCUUUUGGAACCCAAACGUCUGGCGUGGCUUCCGUGGCUUCCGAUUGGUUGCGGGAGAUUCCUGCAGCCAAUCGGAAGCUGCGCCUUGGUUUCUGAAUGUUUUGGAAGUUGAACAGACUUCUGGAAUGGAUUCUGUUUGGCUUCCAAGGUACGACUGUAUAUUCCAGUUCUAAAGUAGAUUUAACUUUUUUGCAUUGCAUUAUAUAACUUGAAAGGGAGAGGUGUUGGCUUUUAUUGUACCACGUUCCAAUGGCAAUGAUAUUAAAGCUUCUGAGCUCCAUAGAGCAUCUCAGGGAGAAGGUGAAUGUCCAUUUCUGAAUGAGACCAUGGUGAAGCUUAGAAGCAACAGCUGGUGUCGAUUCAACAACCCCGUUUUACUCAGUUCCUUCUUGGAUGGAAAAAAAAUGUAUAUCUAAUCAUUACAACAUAACGAGCAUUUUGGAAUUGUUUUUCUUUGUUUUAGUGCUUCUGAAACUCCAUAAUAAGAAAGCCUAUUCGGUGGGGUUGUCAUUGUCUACCAUUUUGAACCAGAUUUCGCUUCUGCCAGUACCUUACACAAAGCAACAACUACAAGAAGACAAGCAUGGUCUUUGCCAGUGUUGUAAUGCUUUAACACCUUUUGUGAAUCCUUUUGUGGAGGAGGUUGUUAAACACAUGGAGACCUCAUCAGGUGAAGAUUACAAAGAACUGAAGGAGGAAUUGCUAAAAUAGUAAGUACCCCCCCACACACACAUAACUUUUGCUUAAAGUGGUUUUAUAAUAAAGCAUGGUGCUAUGUGUUUGCCAGCAGACAAACAUGUUUGAGCAUUGGGCUGACAAGCAAAGUAAGAAAUAUACCGCCAACACAUAGGCUGCUUACUUGUCUUUACGUGAGGGACUUCCUGGGCUUCUGUACCCUGCCUUCUUUCCUUCAGGUUCUAAGUGACAAAGCUUAUUUUUUUUAAAAAAUAAUUCAGUAUUUCAACUAUUUCAAAGUAAUAGAGCAGAAUCCAUUGAUAAGUUGCAGGGCAUAAAAAAAACCAAGAAAAAAGCCCACAAGUUGUGGACUUCAGUUUUUUCUUAAGGUCCCACACAUUUCUCUUUCCCGCCACCCCAAACCAGCAAAGUCUUCGGUAGCUGCAGGGCUUGUAUAUCCUGCCUUUCUUCCUUCAGGUUCUAAGCGACAAGGCUUGUUUUUACAAAAUAAAUUCAGUAUUUCAACUAUUUCUUGGCAUUGUGCCAGUUCCUAAAUUCCAAGGUGUGUUCUUUCUUUCCUUCAAUUUCAAUGUCCGUUACUGAUGCCUUUGUUAGCGGUUAUCAUGAAUGCUUCCUGUAACGUGCUUGAACGCUUUGGUUUUCAGUUGCCUGAAAAGCUUGAAAUAUCCCCUGCUAAUGGCAGAGCUGGAUCAAUUGCCUGAAGAUCCUCCUCAGUAUUCCCUAAGGCAGUUUGCUGCGGACAUACUAGUAAGUGCACCUUGAGUGUUUAUUUGGUAGUGGUGUUUUUUGCCAUUUUUAAUACUUGUGAAAUAACAGACUUCCUCCUCCCAUUUUCAGGAUUCAUAUAUGGAUUCUCUAAGGUGUGGGGGGUAGGGGAACCUCAGGCUGCACAUGCUUGUAUAUUUGGCUUUUUGUAACGUAACAGUGAACCAAAAUAGAGCUUGUAAUUUGGUAGUUUGAACAGGUGGUCACAUAUCUGAUUUAAACCUGUAUUCUAUUAUGGCUGUUAACAUAUUUUGAGUUGAGGAUAUUUUAGGGUGCCACCAUCAUUGGUGUUUAUUAUAUGCAAACACAACUUUCCAUAUAUAUAUAUAUAUAUAUAUAUAUAUAUAUAUAUAUAUACACACACACACACACACACACCCCAGUGUGUGUAUAUAUAUAUGUAUAUAUCCUCGAAGUGUUAUAAAAAGAUAUAAAAAUAUUAGUGAAAAGAGAAGGUUGCAUCUAACGCCCUCUCAGAUGUCAAGGAGAUGAAUAACUAUACAACUUUUAGAAGACAUCUGAAGGCAGCCCUGUAUCAGGUGGUUUUAAUGUUUGAUUUUUUAAAAAAAAAUGUUUUUAUAUGUGUUGGAAGCUGCCCAGAGUAGCUGGAGCAACCCAGCCAGAUGGCUGGGGUAUAAAUAAUAAAAUUAUUACUAUUAUAACAAAAAGCAAAAGCUGUAUCUAAGGAGAAGUUUAGAUUAUUUCUGUUUUGUGGAACACCAUCCCUGUUGAAUUAUGACAGGCACCCACUAUUUCAGCCUUUUUAAAAGCAACUAAAGACAUGCUUUGCUUUGACAAGCUUUUUCAGCAGGUUGGAGUAUUUUUUAAAAAUAGGUUGCUGCCGUGAGUGUUUGUUGUGUUAUAUUUGUGGGAGAGUUAAAUAUUAUAUGUACGUGUGUGUGUGUGUGUGUGUGUGUGUUUAUUGUGUGAUUGCAAAUCACCUUGUGACUUAUGUUAAAGGUGAUUGAUAAAUUAAUGAAAUAUAAUAUUAAUGAAAUUUAAAUACAAAAACACAUUUAUGAAAAAAAAAUCUAUUUCUUUCCUAUCACUUUGAUGUAUCUUGCUCACUGUAUAUAUCUCCAGGCAUGGAAAACAGCAAGUCCUCUUCUUUUUUUCAAUAGGGCAUUUUGCUGGAUAUUAGAGAAUUGCUCCCAAAGGUAUUCUCUUGGGAUAGACGCAAAUAUGAAUGCUGGGAUGAGGACAUACUGGAAAUGGAGAAAGAGCAAUCAGCAGAGUCUCUGGCAUGUCUGUCUUAUAUGGUGUUUGUUCAGGACUGCUUUGGUAUGGAUUGCCUUCCAGUCGUCUUCAAGUAAGUACUUUAAAAAGAGAGGGAUUGGAGGCUUGUGUCAGGGACUGUGCUGAGGAGGAAUGGUGGGAGCCACCCCCUCCCCCUGAUCCCGAAUCUUCCCAGGAACAGGAGGACAGCGUAGAUUUGGAACAGUGGUUUGCAGAGGGGCCUAGUUCAGAUGGCAGAAGCUGGGAAAUACUGGAUGGGGAACAGCUAGAAGAAGAAGAAACACUGGGAGAGAGAGGAGUAAUAGAUUCACAGUUGUUGGACAGCAUUCCUCCACUGCCCUCCCCAAAGUCGAGAAGAGCUCAGAAAGUCUCAGAACUGAAAACGCAGAGGGCACAAGCUCAGAUUAUAAGACGUAAGAGUGGCGUAGAUUAAUAGGGACGGAAGGGGGAGUGAGUCUUAAUUGGGAGCACCGCCAUUUCUAGGGAGACAUGUUCUUUUGUCUCUCAUUGUGAUUAUUAAAGAAUCUAACUGGUAAGGUGUUCCUUUCAUUUGAUCAUCUUAUUUACUGCCACGGGGGAGGAAGCUGAUUUCCCAAAGCCUGACAGCUUAUAAUCACCACAAAGCUUAACAGAAGAUGGUUUUCUUUUGUAGUUGAAAUUUAGGGCUUACCCACACCUACCUUCUCGGUGCUCUUUCCAGGCACAGUCCUUGCUUUAAAGCUCCAUGUCUCAAGCACCCUUUUAUUUUUGCUCCAGAACUUUCCCCGUGAAAACCUGCUCUUUAGCGAUCAGUCGGAGCAAACGCCAAUCUGUGGGAAACCAGAAUUAACAUUUGCUGUGAUUGAGAACUAGAGAGCAGAUUUUCAUAGGGAAAAUUCUGGGCAAAAAUAAAAUAAAAUGCUCAGACACAGGCAUUUAAAGCACGGACCUGUGCCUGGAAAAAGCAUGACAAAAGGUAAGUGUAGACAAGCCCUUGGUUACAUAUGUAUAUAACAGUGGGCAGGCAAGUUAAUAAAAAAAAUUGUGGGAUAGCAUCUGUUGUGAACUUAUUCAUAUGGCUGGCAUGCUGUAUGUUGUCACUUGCACUGAUAGGCUACAGCUACACCUGUUUUAAGCAUAACAACAUCUGGAGGGCGAUAGGUUCUCCACCCAUGGUUUAACAUAGAAUGGAUGUUACUUUCUUGCCUAGAUUUUGUGUAUCUUGUAGGUUAUACUUAUGAAUUACUCUUUAUUGUAGCCCAUCAUACAUUCUGCAGUGCAACAUGGUGCAUGUUGAAGUUCUGUUGAAAAGGUAAGCUAUCCAUCCCUUUUCUCUUUUGUUCCUGUUAUUAUCAGCCUGUUCAUGAAAGGGAACGAUGCUUUAAUAAAAAAUAUAGUUAAAGAAGCUUAAACCAAAAAAAUCACGCUGAGGCAGCUUUGUGCCUUUUGAAAAUGUAGUAGCUGUGACAGUGAAGGCUUGAGCCUCCCAAAAUUGGUACCUAAACUCCAGCUUCAAAGGAUAAUGCUGCUUCUUUAACCUAAGGAGAUCUGUUCUUCCAAGAGUGGUCAUCUACAUUCAUACACUUGGGUUGGGGAGGGUGGCAACCGUCACAGCAGUAGAUUGCAAGUGGAGUGAGGAAUUGUAGCAAAAGUUGGUGCAGGAUCUGACCUACAGGAGUACCAUGUGACUUAGGCAGGAUUGUUUGCAUAACCCAGGCACCUACAAAAGCAUCACAGGAAAUUGCUCAAAUUGAUGACCCUUUGCAAAAUAGUUGCUUAGGAAGGAGGUCUGAGGCUAAUAUGUUGGAAACAGAGCACAUCUUGGCUGUUAAGAGAAAGAAGAGUUUGGAUUUGAUAUCUCGCCUUUCACUCCCCUUCAGGAGUCUCAAAGCGGCUAACAUUCUCCUUUCCCUUCCUCCCCCACAACAAACACUCUGUGAGGUGAGUGGGGCUGAGAGACCUCAGAGAAGUGUGACUGGCCCAAGAUCACCCAGCAGCUGCAUGUGGAGGAGCGGAGACGCGAACCUGGUUCCCCAGAUUACGAGACUACCGCUCUUAUCCACUACACCACACUGGCAACAAAAGGGCAACAAAAGAUGGAUUUUUAACUGGCAUUUUUAAACUGAUAAGUGUUUUAAUUUUUUUGCAGGACAGAAGAAUCUAUUUUAUCAAAAGGACUUGUAAGUGCAGUGUUUAUAUACAUGCUACCAUUCCCUGUGCUUUCAGAAAGUCUUGCUGGCUAUUGUUAUCAUGUUGGUUUUUGUAAAUUAAUGGAGGUGUCCUUUUUUUUUUUUUUUUGGCCCAAGGACCACAUUCACCCUUGGCCAACCUGUGGCGGCUUGGGUACCAACGGAAGGUGCAGCCACCCUGCAAACACUCUGACCUAUGGGGGCACACAGCCCCACCACCUGAUCCAUGCAGAUCAGCUGAGAGGAAGGAGUGCCCCCUGCCUGCUUAUCAAAUGAACAAUCUGAUUACAGCUGAGGGAACAAUCUUCAUCUGUGCACCCCAUCACUGUCUAAUAAUAAAAUACGUUUUUGCUGUUUCUGGCAAAAAAGAGACAUUGGGAGGGAGGAGAGAUAAUUGCUGUGGAGGCUGAUUAAGCCUCCAAACUUGAGGGUUAGCCACCCCUGUUUUAAAUGAUGAGAUGGAUGUGAGUUUGCGGCCUUCAUUGUAUGUCUACCUCGGAGUAAGUCUCCCUGAACUCGGUGUGACUUGUUUCUUUAUACGGAAGUAGGAUUGGCCGGCAUCACUCUUGAUUCCGCAUAUAGCUUUAUUGGCAUUCAUUUCAGCUGCAUGCGUUUCCAUGGAGUUUACUUCUAAGCAGGUAUCUUUACGGCUGCAGCAUGACUUGCCCCUAAGCAUGCUUCUAUCUGUAGCAUGUGCACUUGCACAAAGUUUAAAUGCCUGACAUAGCAAUUGGAAAGGCAUAAGCUGGACGUGCUGUAAACCAGAUUACCAUUGGUCAGUCCCUAGCCGAGUAUUGUCUAUACUCUGGAUGACUAGCUGUGGCUCUUUGUGGCCCGAAGCAAAGGUCUCUCUCCUCAUCUUCUACCUGAUCCUUUUAACUUCAAGUGCCAGGGAUUGAACUUGGGCCCUUCCGCAUUCAAAGCACAUCUCCUCCUCCUCCUGAGCUGCCGUCCCUCCUGGCCUAAUCCAUUAAACACUGUUGCUAAGCAACCAGGCCCUAUUAAUUUGAAUGUAGUUUGCUGAGGAGUUGCACCCUCUGCAGCUGAAAAUAAAUGGAGGCACGCUUGACAGAUUGUGCUGUAUUUUUGCUGGUGUUUUUAAAACACUGUCAAAAGCCCUGGGGACACUUUUAAUUCAGGCCUUCAUGUAGAGUCUGAAAACAUGGCUACAUUGAAACAGUCUAAGCAUAUUUGCUCGGAAUGGAUAAAGCCCGUUCUAUUGAAUCUGCAAAUUCCCAACAUCCUGUCAGGCACGACUAAGGCUGUGUAUAUUUAAAGCACAUGACUCCCCUGUGGCCCAAAUCCUGGAGUCUGUAGUUUGUUAUGAGUACUUAGGGAUUGUAUGUCUGUGAGGGGUGAACUACAGUUCCCCAGAUUCUUGGAAGGAAGCCAUGUGCUUUAAAUGUAUGUUGUUCAUGUAGCCUUAAAAACAGAACCCAGGAUGGGGCUACAGUGAAGAAAAGGUAGGGCUAUUAAACUAGAAGAGGCUUGAUUCCCAGGGUCAUCAGGAAGCAGGUUUAGCCACUACCCCAGUGAUGCCUCCUGAACACACCUUUCCCCCAUUCACUUCAGAGGGCUCAAUAAGAAUGUGGCAUGCGGAAGGCAAACCCUGAUAGGAUCCUUGCUGACCGGGAUCCCACUAAUCUUGUGUACGGAGAAUCAUGGCAUUUCGGAAAGGUCCUUGUGCGUUCUAGGUCCUGCCUCCUAACUUCUACCCCAUUUGCCAUAGUAGCGACCAUUUUGCUAACUGAAAACGAAAGUGGCUCCCAAUUCAAUGCGGGACUUGCAUUCCAGUUAAAUGUAGGACUUCUAAAGUACUCGUUUGUCCAGUACUUUAAAGUCCUGCCUUCGUGUGUCGCCCCAAAACAGAGGUACAUUCGCCUCCAUCCGUUGGUUCAAUUGCACAGAAAACGUUACGAUGCUUACAUGGGCAGUUCUUUAAAGCUCAUAGUGGUUGCUCUGUUCUGCCCAGUUUUCUGUUCUAUCAGUUGGGAAAUGUUCAUAUUGCACAAAUGAGAUUAAUACCCAUGGUCCUUCAAAAUCAAUCUACUGUAUUAACUUAAUUUGUAGGCGCUAUUGGAGAACUGUCUACUGAGGCUGGAAGAUAAUAGCCUUUUGCUUGAGUAUUUGGAGUUCAAAGGCUUCAUUACAACACCUCAGGUAAUAUGAUGGAAACCAUAAACUUUUAAUUACUCAUGCUACACUUUCUAAUGUGUUAUUUCCCAAGUGCUUUGAAAAGAAUAUAAGCUUUAAUUAUUUACCCAGCGUUUUAAUAUGACUAAUACAAAAAGGCUUCAGACGGGGCUAACUAAACAGGCUGAUACAAACAAACAUUUAAAACCUUCAAUCUAAGGCUUAAAGCUUUCAGCAUACGUUCUUUUUAAGAUUUUAUUUCUUUCAUUUUCUGGGAUGUGCUCCUUGUAGAUAUUUUUAGAGCAAAAAAUGAAGCUUCGCCUCCACCUACGUUAAAUAGUCCUGUAGAGUAUUGGUAAAUGGCAAAGUGAAGUGAAGUCUAUCCCAAAACUUCAUAGAACUUUGAAGACAUGGCUAUCAAAUUCAGUACAUGUAUGUUUCAAGUUAGAAUAGCAGUGUAAGCCCUUUCUCCAUUUUCAAAGGGGGCAACAAAAUGCAGUGAAAUGAGUACAUUGAAACAUACCCCACCCCACCCUCCCACUAUAUAUAAGGGUCUGGUGACUUCUGUUUCAGUGUAUCUGAAGAAGUGUGCAUGCACAUGAAAGCUUAUACCAGAACAAACUUAGUUGGUCUAUAAGAUGGUACUGGGCAUUUUUUUAUUUUUUUUAUUUCGACUGCGUCAGACCAACACUGCUACUUACCUGAAUCGGAAUGAAAGUUUGUGAACACUUUCAGAACCUCAUCCUAUAUUUUAAAUGCAAAGCCAAGCUUUUGCUCCUGCAUUUCCCCCCCAAAUCCAAAAUACAUCCUAAUGUGAUAUCUGAAGCGCAGCCUCUUGAACACUUCCCUUUACUAGUUGCUGUUUUGAUUAUGAGUAUUUUUGAAACUUCCAGCCAAAUCCUUUGAAUCUUUACUAAGUCCCACUGACCAGAGUAGAACUUGACUCUCUAGUAAGCGUGAACUUAGGAUGGCAGCUUGAAGCAUAUAGGAGCAGAAGAACAAAAUGUUGUAAGAGGAGAAGUCACCCAGAUAAUUGCAGUGGGUUUUCCCACCUUUUAAGUGUGCAAAAUGAAAUGUAGAGCAUAAGAUGGUUCUUUUGUUGGUCAAAAUGAGGAUGUGAAUAGGAUUUCCCCAGAACUAUGAUGUGAGAAGGCUCCAGCAGGAAUAUAGAAACAUUGUGAGCAUAACUCAAUUCUCUUUCGCAUGUAUGCAGACUGCACAAAGUGCUCACUUAAGUAGAUUAUAUUACAUAGAGAAUCAACCAGUUAAUGGACUUCUUUUCUUCUCGCUAUAAUCUUGUGGCUGUCUUGGACAUAAUACAGUAUCUUGAGUUGAUGCAUCUCUGUCACUCUCUCCUUAAUCCACUUCUCUCUGCCUUUAUUGCAGCUAGUACACUUACAAGAUCGCUUACUGCCCUGACCCCUCCAAAAUGUGUAUGUGCAGUAUUGUGGCUUAAGGACGGAGUUACAGCUUUACUGCUCUAUUGCCUUUAUUUUUGUGAGUUGCAAGUUAGUUCUUUUUAAACAGCAUUUUAAAUUUGUUUUCGCUCUCAGUGGAGUUGUGUUAUCUGAAUUUCCAUUUUAUAAUUUGUAUUUUUCCUUUUUGUACUGGCAGGAUUUGGUAAAGGUCAUGACGCUGUGCCCUUUUGAACAUCUGGUACGUAACUGGGUGUCAUGUGUUUUUAGAAGUGUUGCAUCUGAAGUGUAGUUUUCCUGAUCCCCUCCUUGCUACGUCUGCUUCCAUUUAGAGAAAGAAGAGUUUAAAGAUUUUACAAUUGUAUAUAGAGAAGUUUGAAGAAGAGGGGAAAUUCACGUUGUUCAGGUAUGUCUGUUCUCAAAUUACCCCUCAAAAUCAGGCAAUUUAGAGUUCCAAUAACUAUUAAUUUAUUUUACCAUAAAUUGGCCUUAUUUUUAUUGCAGUCUUUUAUUCUCUAGUUGUGUUGCAAUUAUAUGGUUUGGGGCAUAAUAUUUCCUUUUCUAUCUUUUGUGUCGCAGAUGUUUGUUGAAGACAAGUAACCAUUCUGGGGUAGAAGGAUUCAUCAUUCAGAAUAUUAAAAAUCAAAUUGAUUUAUCCUUACAGGUAAGGAAGGUUACUGAAGAUAAGAAAGUGGAAAAAAUGUACACCUGUGGGGGUUCAAAGUGGUCCAUGGAUACACACUGUUCAUGGUAGUUUUUGUAAAAACAGAGAAAACAGUACUUGAAAAUGCAAGUGAUCAUAGAAAGGGCCUUUUUCAUGUAGCACAACUAUCUUUCAGAGCACGUGUUAUAAAGUGCAUUUAUCUCUUUUCUUGCUGAGGCAUUCCCACUUAUUACCACAUCUUUGUGGUAGAGUUAAGAGGACAUUUUAAAAUGUGACACCUCUUUAAAAAUCCCAAACCUUGCAAAGCUGUAUGAUUCAUGUAGCUUAAACACAUUCAUAGAAAUGUACGCAACACUUUAUUCUAAUUAUUAUUAUACUAUUUGGGUUUAGUGGUCAUUGGUGGUGUACUGGAACAAUUCUCAUCUUGAACCUGUUUUAAAUCCUAAGGAUCAAUCUUAAAGGGAAAGGAAUUAAAUAAUAAUGCAAUGUUGUGGAAAGACUGUGUCAUCGUUCACCCAUAAUGCUGACUCAAACCAUAGCCUGGCAUGAGUGAACAAGCAAACAGGCUUCCAGAGAGCAGAUCACCGCCACUUUGCACCUUCCCAGUCAUUCUGUUGCAAAUGAGCAAUGAGCCUUACCUGUUUGACUUAGCCUUGCCUGCAAUCUGCGUCUAUUUUAGGCAAGAGUAAGAAGCAAUAAUAUAUGGUUGCUCAUAUAAUGCAACUGGAAUACAAAGUUAGUAGUUUCUUUUCUGGAACUUGCUCAUCUCCUGGCUGCACAAAGAACAUAUCAACUGUUUCUUAUUCUGUAUGUUGCUUUUCAGAGUACAACGGGAAGUAAGUUUUUCACUGGACUCCAGUUGGCCUCACUGUUAGACAUAAUACUGUCACUUCCUGAAGGUGCUGAAACUGAUCUCCUUCAGAACUCAGACAGGUGAGAAAUAAUUGCAAAAGUAUUUUUGCUGAGCCCCCGCCCCCCCAGCUACCUUCAGUGCAGCUUUUAAAACAAUGUUGGCAACUUAACUUAAGUUUACUAACACUUAGCCUAUUUUACCAGAGCUUUCUGCACUAAGAUCUACAGGUGAUCAGAAGCCCAUCAGACUAGAACUGCAAUUUUGGGGGGAAAUAAUCUUUGGGUCUUUUGCUUUUGACUUUCAGUAAUUAAGACCAUGUUCCUAACUGUAAGUAUUAAAAUGUGAAUCAGAUUUCAUCUUGUCUUUUAGUGGGCUUUAAAGAGCAUUGAACUUGUACCUCUGCUGCAGGAACUCCAAACUGUACCAAUGUCCAGCAUCUUUAUUCAUCGAGAAUCCCCAGGCAGUCUAAAUGGCCAUUAGAGGGGCUGGACAUUUUCUGGAAACUUUCCUCUAAAGGAAACUAUAGAACCUUUGUUAAUGCAAUCGUUUUCUUGGGCUUGGCAGUUCAUGGAGCUGAGGAUAGAUGUACAUAAAUCUGAUUGCCAAGAAAGUAAGCACUCUGUACCCUCUGGCAAGGAGGACUCUUAGCUGCCUAUGUCACUUGCCCUUCAAUUUGGAGAAAAGAAACACUAAUUGGCAAUUCUCCCCCUGUGUUCCCCCUCCCCCACUUUGAAUGGAGACUUGGGGAAGAAAAAGCCUCCAUCCUUCAUCUCAUUUGUGCUUUCCAGAGGACUCAAGGAAUUGGUACCAAAGGAUAAAUGAAAGCCUGGUUAUAAGCCAGCCUGCUAUUAUUGGCUCCUGAUCAGAGAGGUAUGCUUUAGCUUACAAAACCUCUGUGGAAUCUGGUUUUGAGACGUCACAUUUGGACCUUUCUGAUAUCAAUGGAAUGAGGAGAAGUGACGAGAAGCUGAGCUUGCCUGUAGCAUCUUUUGGGCAAUCCAGAGUUGAAUGAAUGUGUGAGAGUUGAGAAAGGGUUGUUGUAGACGGCAAAGACUUUUCACUUCUGCCUAGUGGUCACCACUAGGGUUGAUGAGUGGUGGAUCAUCUGCCUUGCAUGCAUCCUAAGUUCAGUCCCUGGCAUGUCCAGAUAGAGCUGGGAGAGUCUCUUGCCUCUGAAACCCUGGUCAGUGCAGACAAUACUGAGAUAGAUGGAUCAGUGGUCUGAUCCUCUAUAAGGUGGCUUUCCAUGUAUCACUGUUUGAUUUUUUUGGUUUUGAUUUUUGAUUGCUGAAGAAAUUAUUUGGAAGGCAAGUUAUGUUCUGUAUGUGAUAUUACCACUUCAAAUAGUGAGUUUGGGGCAUUGGCUCGAUUUUCUGUUACUGUACAUGCCUAAAGAAAGCUGCCUUCUGUUCAUCUCAUGACAUACAGAUACAAAAAGACAUGACUAUAGUGGGAAAGUGGGCUAGCUAUGUAGUUUCAGUGAGACAGGCAAUCCAGUAGGAUGGUUAUUCUGUUGGAAAUAAGCAAGAUUCAAAUUGAAUGAUUUACCUCCCCCCCCCCCCCCCGACAAUCAGUAUAGUUUAUUGGUCAACCAAGAAAGAUUUCAGUUGUUAUCUUGUAUGUUUUACUGCUUUUUAAACCAGUUGCCUUGGAGUACUAUAUUAUACCUGCUAAAUUACUUGCCCAGUUUUACUGUAAUUUAACACUCCAAAGGAGUUCAUUUGGGUAUAACUGGCUAAUUCCACUUGAUAAACUAUAAAAGUCUGCAAAGGUUUUCCAGGGAUUCUCUACAGGAGGGAGGGGAAUCUAGCCUGCUCCAUCUUUUCUUCAUUUUUGCAAGAUCUGUUUUGUAUUCCAGCAUAACCUGUUUCACAUUAAUUCCUCCAGUGGAGGAAUUAAUCCUUCUGUGGAAGAAAAAUGUAGACUGCAAGGGAUUGAUUCUAUAUUUCUAAUUUGCAGGAUUAUGGCAUCACUAAACCUGCUGCGAUAUUUAGUCAUUAAGGAUAAUGAAAAUGAUAAUCAAGUAAGUGAUGAAUUAAAAAAAAGACCCUGCUACAUUGGGGUGUGUGAGAGCGUGCAUGUGUGUGAGAGAAAGAGAUGUGUUAACAAUCACUGAAGAUUUGUGAAAAAGAAUGCAGUUGAAAUACUCUUAAAUGUGAUAAAGCUCUUUUUUUGUCUAUGUGUACCGGAGCAGAAAUUGAAUUGCCACAUGUAAAUAAUGCUUCCUUGGUUACAUAAAAACAAAGUUUUAAAUCUCUGAAUUUUGCAUAUUUCCCUAAAUAUAUCUCUACAAGACAUUUGGAAUUUGAAAGUACUUUUUUAUUUUUAAAUAUGCUACUUCAUUGCAGAGAAUUUUUCCAUGAAUGUUCUAUUCCUUCUCAGUAUGUAGGGGAUAAAAUAGCAAUGUCAGGGUUUAUUUAUGAGUCUUUAGACAACUUAGCCUUGAAGCAUUUAUUCUUUAAUUUUCAACUGGGAUGAAGCUCCUUCAUUUUCUAUCCUUUUCUGCAGCUCCAUCCUCUAAACAGGUCAACCGUACAAUAGGGCACUUGAACUGAAUUUCAGCUUGACAGUUGAUUUAAGCCAAUUCUGACAAUAGCAGGAGUGAUGGGUUUAUUUGAAUAAAAUAUGUAUUUAUGUCCAUCUUAAACAGUCCAUGAUGAAUACCAAUUUUCUUAACAGGAGAGACUGCUAAUCAUUUUAAGAUUUCUUCUCCUCUUCCACCCCCACAGUAAAGUAAUAUGAGAGUGCACCCUAGUAUCUUCUAUUCUGAGACUACCUAAAGCAGUGCUUAGCAUGCCUCUUAUUAUAUAAGAUGUGAAGUCUCAUCUUGUUGUGUCAAGGCGAUGAGUAGGCUGAAUUUAGCAUUGCAAGCAAAGCUCUUGAAAUCAAUAAGAAAAAGAGAGAGCAGCAAAGCCAGAUAACAGCAAUAUAAUUGCUGCUGUAAACAUGCUUUACUGAACUGUUGUCUUUAGCUAAAUUCAGCUCUGCCAGAGGGCAAAUAGCUCAGCAUCUUGAAGGCAGCCCAGUUUGGAGGGUUCUAUUCUGAUCUGGAAAAUAAUUUUAUGCCUCUCUAGCAGAAGCAACGCUUCACCUCCAUUUUCUGAGUGUAUUUAAUACCGUUGCCCUGUUCACUGAAAUCUGUUUUUGAAGACCUUGCACCCCAGCUUUAUAUAAAUAGUUAACUUGCUAAUCAUGUAAACUACCUUACAUAUCAGUUUUUAUUAACAAAUAUUAGUUUGAAGUUAGGGUGCAUCAAUCAAGCACACAACCUGAUUUGGAUCAGUAUUAAAACCUACUGAUUUUAGUGGAUUUCGAUUAUUUGAGGGGUUGUGCAUGAUGAGGUUCCAUUGAAAUCCCUUUUAUUUCAGUGGGAUUUAGGUACACCUAAUUUUGGAUUAUUCCCAUUUUACUGUUUCUGAAAUUGCAGUUUAGUGUGUAUAACUAGUAAGUGACUUUCCUGUAUCCAGUUUGGAAUCAAUGCAUUUCAGAGUUGUUUAAUUAAGACAAUGUGUGUUAGACAUCUCAAUUUUUUAAUCGCUUUUGCGAAUCAUUUGGAAAUUGGAAGCCUACCAUGGUCAGGAGAUCUUGCCAAUACCUUAGACUGAACAAGAGUGGCAGGGUUAAAGGCUUUUAUUUCCCAUGGUGUCAAGCCUUGGGUCACUUCUAGGGUACAAUGGGGCAUAGAAUCUAACUCCCUCCUGAUCUAGAUGAGAUUUUCCCUGCCGUAGUAAUACAGACACUCCCAUUCAGCCUUUGAAGAGUGGAGGCUGCAGGAAGUACCGUAUUUUUCGCUCUAUAACACGCACCUGACCAUAACACGCACAUCGUUUUUAGAGGAGGAAAACAAGGGGGGGAAAUUCUGAAUGAAACAGUGGAUGUAUCAUUUUUAUACCUCAUGCUGUGGCCACAGACAUGUGAUCUGAUGGUGAGUUUGGGGUAGCCCAGUGCAAAAAUCCUGAGAAUCCCUGUGGAUCUGUUCUUUGUAACCACGUUUUUACACCAUUGUGGCCCCAGGCAACAGUGGGUACAUGAUUUUUUUGGUGCAGGCUGUAGCCAUGGGCAUGUAAUGUGAUCUGAUGGUGAAUUUGGGGUGACCCAAUGCAAAGAUCCUGAGGAUCCAUGUGAAUCCAUGCUUUGUAACCACGUUUUUGCACCAUUGCAGCCCCAAGCAGCAGUGGGUGCGUGAUUUUUUUGGUGCAGGCUGUAGCCAUGGACAUGUAAUGUGAUCUGAUGGUGAAUUUGGGUGACCCAAUGCAAAGAUCCUGAGGAUCUAUGUGGAUCCGUGCUUUGUAACCACGUUUUAAGUGGGGAGGGAAGGAAAAACACAGAAGGGACAAGGAGCACGAGAGGGGUGUGCAGAGAAGCAGCUGGCUAAGAAUGCAGGAGAGGGGUUUAACGGGAGGGAGGAAAGGAAGGCAAAAGUUUUUCCCCACACACACACCCAAGCCAGCCCUCUCUCUCUCUCUCUCUCUCCCACCUGCAUGUUUUCCGGCUGCCUGGGAGUCCCUAAAACGCAGCAGCACCGGAGCACGGAGAGGAAUUAGAAGGAAGGACGCAAUCCUUUCCUUUCCCCUCUGCUUGCCUGGAGGGGAGGGGAUUUGCCUGCUCUUUGUUCCGUUUGAGCAAAUAGCAACCGAAACAGAAGAGGGUGGGCAGUAAGACUCUGAGGCAGAAUGCAGGAAAGCAACAGCUUCCUCUCUCACGGAGCUCCCUUCUCCCUGAUGCGCGCGAUUGGAUUUUUGCCUGAUUUUUGCCCCUGCGCUCGGGAGGGUCGGCUCCAGGGACCACACAUUCGCUCAAUAACACACACAGACAUUUCCCCUUACUUUUUAGGAGAAAAAAUCUGCGUGUUAUAAAGAGAAAAGUACGGUAUAUGUGGCACAUUCAGAACAUCUGGGUACCAUUAGAGCUGUAGUUUAUGGGAAUAAUCGAGCUCUUUUGACUCUGGUGUCUGAGAGGGGAACUCCAAUUCCUGUCUUCCUAUCUGUACAGACUAAAGUUAAGAGUAAGGUUGACAUAUUCAGGUUUCCUUGGGAAGGGCUUGUGCAAAGAGUCAGAGGAUAUCUUAAAACUAUAAUUGUACCAGCAAUAGAUGGUUUCCUACUGAGCACUUUACUGGAAAUUUCUGUUCUUUAGCCACCAAAGCAGAAACAACCUGAAGGUGAGGAACGGUGAAUAAAAUACAUUUUGAGCUACAGCUUAGUAAGGAGUAGUCUGGGGCAAUCCUACCCAUGAAGCUUAUUAGUUAAAGCUUAUCAGUUGAAAACUUUAUUUUGAAUUUCAGUGAUGUUUACCACUGUGCACCUUUCUCUACAUGAUUAUUUUUUACUGUGUAUUUGGCAUUUGCAUUGUCACAAAAGGCACAGCUGCACUAAUCAGCCCAUUUCUCCCUGCUCCACCUAUGCACAAACUCCUCUGCCCAUCUCUGGCCUUAACACAUCCUACAACAUUGAGUAUUCAUAGUGCUGCUCUAGCUAAACAUUCAACGGUUGUAGCACUUUCAAGUGAAACGGCUUAUGAUUGAUAUGGUGGUUUUUGCAUUCUCAUAUCCCUAUCCAGCUGCUGCAUCUUGAUGGAUAAAUGGACUGAGAUAAUCAAAGGAGCAAUUUAGAUUUAAAUAUUGCCACAGGCUCAGCAUCAGAUUUAUUUCCUAAUGCUCUUGAGUGUGCACCAUUUAGCUGAGGUUCAUUGCCACUUAAAAAAAGCCAAUGUAGCUUUAGUUUUCUGGCUGCUUCAACUCUAGGUAGACCACUUAUCCCAAAAAACACCAAUAAGUUCUGUGUCAGUAGGGGAGCAAAUACAUUGUUAACCAGGAAUUGGCAUGUUAAACACUGCAAGCAAAAAAGAAACUUGCAUCUUUGGACUGCUAUAUAUUGUACAGCAGCAUAGAUCCUCUAAAUGGAACAGGCAUGAUAAGUAAACCAUCACGCACACUUCUACUCGUCCAUAAUAACUAUUCUUUGAUACGGCUUUGAAUACCACACAAGUUGUUUGCUUACAAAAUACAUUGUACUUUGAUUAUAAUAAAUAAACUGGAGAAGAGAAUUUCUGUACAUCUCUUAACACAGGAAAAACCUGUUUUCUGAAUUGCCUAGAGAGGAGGGGAACUCUUUGACAGUCCUAGAUCAGUAUUUUCAUUUGAUUGCCAGUCGCAAGAGCAUUUUAAAAAACAGCAACUCUCAAGGGUUUAAAUUGUAGCAAGUCAGUAGUAAAACCUAUUUUUCUUAAUCUCAGUCAAGAAAAAAGCUAGCCAGAAGUUUAGAAUCUGUGAAGCUUAUUUCAUGGUCCUUACACAAUUGGUAGCCAAGCAGCCAGAUUCAGUGACUGCCCAGCAAGGUGUGUGACUUUGAAAUAUCUGUCACACCGCAACAUGUUGCUGGUGGGGCAGUACUGGGCUGGAUUAGAGACAAGUUAUGCAGAUCUUUUCCAUAGGACACAUUAGCAAAGAUAACAUUGAAGCCUCAUUUACAAGUAUGCCAAAUGCUGCAGUUAGAAGGCUGGAGAGGCUACAUGGAUUUAGCAGAUUGCAAUAUAGGUCAGCAUUACAGGAUACUUCUUAAACUCCUUUCCUUCCUUAGACCAGCAGAUUAUGUGCCUGAAGAAAACACUCUGUUAGCCUCGUGGCUCUCACUGCAACAUUACAAACUGAUUCCUCCCCCCCCCCCUUCUUUCUUUCCUAAGACCUGUGUGUGGACAGAACUUUGCAAAAUUGAAAGAAAUUUCCUGAAGCCCUUGCACACUGGACUUAAUAUGUCAAGAGCACAUUAUGAAGCAGAAAUAAAGAAUAAAAAAGAUAACAAAAGAGGUUAGUUGACUUCAUUAUCCGUGUGUGUAUGUAAGGUUUAGAAAUUGUGUGCAAAUAGAUCGAGGCAGGAAAGGCAGACUGCAUUUUAGACAAAAGACUAUAGAGAUUAAAAGAGAGAAAAGCAGACAUAUUUGUCAUGAUUUUUGUGUGAGACUGCAGUCCUGUACCAUCUGUCCUGGCAGCAUUUCAUCAAGGCUUUAGGCAGAGAUCUUUCCCCAAGAUCUUUAAAUGAAAAUGAAAGGACUGAGACCAAGAUGUUCUGAUGGCCAAACCUGUACUCUGCCAUUGGAAAGUAGUUAUUUUUGGUCACAAAGAUCAGAAAUCUGUGGCUCUUUAAAAAAUAAAAGUUCAGAAUUGAUUUUGCCAUAUGAUGUGAGUUUGUCUAGUUUUGCCUAUCAAGUAGAUACACACUUAUUCUUGUGUGAAUCUCAUGUUAUAGAAUCUCAUGUUUCCAAGAAGAUUUGCUCUUUAACAGUAGCUGGAGAAAAGAUGCCCCACAUGACAACUGAAAUGGAGCUUCAGGUGAGUGGUCUAAUUUUGGAGAAGCUGCUAAAAUGUCGGAAGGUGGGCUUUAGGUUUCUUUUGUAUUCAAAGUGAAUACAAACUGGUAAAUAUGCAAUAAAUAACAUUAAUUUUCUCUAAUAUUUCAGGUUCUCCACUCGGCUCUUUACACAUUUGAUUUGAUAGAGAGUGUUCUUGCCAGGGUAGAAGAACUCAUUGAAACCAAAACAAAUGCUGCAGCUGAAGAAACUACUAGGAUCAAGUGAUGCUUUCUGCCUCCCUUAUCCCAAUAGUGUUUCACAUUGUGCACUGUUUCUACUUCUGUCAUUAUGACUUUACUUGAAAAGAUAAAAAUACCAACCUUUUAAGUAUACACCAAGUCGUCAUUAUAUAGCUGCUGGAAAAGAAGGUUCAAGAAUACUUUUUCUACACCUUCAGAUUUUAAAGGAAUUGUUAAACCUGAUUGGUAUUUUUACAAAAUACGUGUAGAAGUGUGUCUUAGCAUUCAUUAAAAAUGCCCGGCCAAGAUCAGUGAAAGGAAGCCUCUGGCAAUGUUUUUGGUUGGCAGAACUCCCAGGAGCAUCUAUAACUAUGAGGUUUCAUGGGUGGGUGGGUAACACAGUGAACUUUUUCAUGGCACAGCCUGUUUUAUAACCCUACUGUGACAUAAAGCACAUGAUUCAAUGUAAUGGCAAAACAGAAAUGGGAACACGUGUUCUCUCUCAAGGAUUCUUUUUCAUUGAUCAGAACAGCAGAAGAUUUUCAAUUUUUUCCCCUUAGGCACAGGUUUAUACACACCCUGUGAUGGGCCUCUAAUUUUCACCACCCAAAAUACACCACUUAGAAAACAGCCAACCUAUUUGGUAAGGCCUCAAGUAUUCAGAAAAUAGCAAGGAAAAAGCAAAAAAUAAAAGUGAUAAAUUCCCUUACUGGCAUUACAUCAUACCCGCAAGAAAAGUAAGAGAACACCAAAUGCCUCAAGAUGUAGGAUAUGGGAAUAAAUAUAAAAUUGCCAUGUGCUGUAUUAACAUUAGAGAGAGUACAUUCUAAACUUGCAGUGUAGAUACUAAGAACCCAUUUCAGUUACAGUGGUGCCCCGCAAGACGAAUGCCUCGCAAGACGGAAAAACCACUAGACGAAAGGGUUUUCCGUUUUGGAGUUGCUUCGCAGGACGAAUUCCCCUAUGGGCUUGCUUCGCAAGACGAAAAUGUCUUGCGAGUCUUGAAAUUUUUUUUUCGCUUUUCCCCCCCUUUAUCUAAUCUGCUAAGCCUUUAAUAGCCUUUAAUAGCCUUUUAGCAGCUAAUCCCCUAAGCCUUUAAGCCUUUAAUAGCCGCUAAACCGCUAAUAGCGCUAAUAGCGCUAAUCCGUCAAUGGGCUUGCUUCGCAAGACGAAAAAACCGCUAGACGAAGACUCUCGCGGAACGGAUUAAUUUCGUCUUGCGAGGCACCACUGUAUUAUAGAACUGAUUUGGAGAUAUAUAGCAGCAUGUUGCAGCACUGUUAGAUGUAGGCCGAUUAAACAGUUACUUGGAGAAAAUUGAAUCACCUCAUAGCAGCAAGGCCCACCAGCGUAUCAUUAUGAUGUUACAUUAAGAUUACAUAAAGGUGAGUUAUCCUAUCUACCAUUUCAACUAUGAGUAAAUUCCUCACUGCAAAUUUCCUUGGUCAUUUCUGGAAAUAUAUCUGAGCAAGUACAAGUGGAUCAGAAUGAAAAGUCUGGGAGAUGGGAGUUCAUUGACUUAAAUAUACAAAAUGUUUAGUAAGAGAUUUUCCUUUAUGGAAAUAAAAGAAUAACAAGUUCUAAAUAAUUCUUAGAAAAGAAAAUAUUAAAUUGGGUAGGCUACAACUAUGCCAUUUAUUUGCAAAGUUAUGUACAUUUUUAAAAGGUGUUACUCUUGAAUAAUGACCAUUCUUCCUCAGUAUUUUACAUCUGGCUAUCUAUUUCAAGUGAACAGUAAUAUGUCUUGGAUGGUUAUACAGGAAAUUAAACUAAGAAAUCACACACUGAUUUUAAUUCUGAAUGCAACAUCCAAAAAUGCACUUUCCAAAGUGACAUGCUUAUUGCUUUGUGGAUACAUUUUUUAAAAGCACAAAAUUGAGACUAUUUUGCAAAUAAACAUGGCCAAACUUUUUUGAAUAAAAUAUUAAGUGGUGUUUACAAAACUACAAGCCAGUUGACACUGAUGAAGCAUUUUCCAAACACAGCUUUGUUCUACAAUCUGUGUCUUUGCCAUUAGCAUUCUGUAGCGAAUGUUGUCCAGAUGCGGUUUUGAAGUAGUCUUUACAAGGAGAGAAAUAAAGCAGGUUAUAGUAAUGGUUUGUGCAAUUAAUACAGCAUAAGAGUUGAAAAUAACUUUGGAUUCUUUCUGCAAGAAAGAAAGAUCCUGAGGGAAAGUACUAAAGAGGGUUUGUAAAAUAACAGAUUUUACUUGCAGGGUCCUGUUUCAGAUAAUUUUGGCUUCUAUUUUGAAAUUAAAGUCUACAAAUGACUCGUAGUCAAGUGACUAGAUUUUAAAAGGCUUAAAAUUUAAUACUUUAAUUCUGAUUUUAUAUUGGUGUGAUUGAAAGAAAAACCUUAGGUUAAACUGAAGUAACUCUUUAAAGGAACAAGUAGUUAUUUUGAAGAGCAUAGUUUAAAAUAGUCUUAGUCUUUAAUUCUAUUUCUGGUUUUGCUGCAAAGUAAACUACAGGGAACACUUUUUAAAAAUUAGGUACGGUAUAUAUUCUUAAAUAAUAAUUGCCAGAAGUAUUUAUGUAGAAGUAUUGUAUCUUAUUCAUAUAUCACAUUAAGCAUUAGGUCCUAUAUAUAUCUGCCAGUCAAGUAUCUAUAAUUGGUAUUACAAGCAACAAAUAGCAAAUAACUAUUUUAUUCACUUACAUGUCACUUUUCCUCCAAGGAUAUCCUUGGUUAUUCUUCCCACCCUCCUUUAAAAAUAAAUAAAUCACAACAGCCCUGUAAGGGUUAGCCAAUGAGUUUCAUGACUGAAUAGGAAUUUAUACCAGAACCUUCCCUGUUCUUGUUUGGCACUGAAAACACUAAACCACAUUGGCUCAUUUUAGAUGUAGUUACAUGCUUAGCAUGUACGAGAGACUUUUCAAAAAAGUAUGUGGAAAUCCUAUUGAUAAUAAUAAUAAUAAUAAUAAUAAUAAUAAUAAAUUUUAUUUAUAUCCCGCCCUCCCCAGCCGAAGCCGGGCUCAGGGCGGCUAACAACAAUCGAAUAAUCCAACAUUCUAAAAACAUUUCAUUAUAAAAAUUAAUUAAAAUCAAAUUGAUGGCAACCAUUAAGCAAAAUUCUGUGCAGAUUGCCAGAGGAGGGAGUCAGGCUGUGCCCUGACCAAAAGCCUGGUGGAACAGCUCUGUCUUGCAGGCCCUGCGGAAAGAUGUCAGGUCCCGCAGGGCCCUAGUCUCUUGUGACAGAGCGUUCCACCAGAUUGGAGCCGCAGCCGAGAAAGCCCUGGCUCUAGUUGAUGUAUUCUAUAUUGUCAUAGCUGUUUUGCUGUACGUUAUUAUUUGACAAUAAAAUUCUGCUACUUA